CUUUAUCCCUCCCCACUCUUUUUUUUUCAUUAUAUCCAAAAAAAAAAAAAGAAAUAUCAUGUUGUCUCGUACAUUCACCAACACUUUGGCUCGCACCACUCGUAUUACCAACAACAAAAGCAACCUUGUUAGUUUGACACAUAUGCCCAUGUUCUCCAAGGAUGAAGAACAACGUCGUUAUCAACAUACCACCAAUGUCCCUGACUUUUCCCAUUAUAAGAAACAAAACAGUAGUGCCGAUGCUAGUCGUUCUUUUGCCUACAUGAUGGUUGGUACCACUGCUUUGGUAUCUGCUGCUGGUGCUCAAGCUACUGUGUCUGAUUUCUUGGCCAACAUGUCUGCUUCUGCUGAUGUUCUUGCUUUGGCUAAGGCUGAAGUUGAUCUUGCUUCCAUUCCAGAAGGUAAGAAUGUCACCAUCAAGUGGCGUGGUAAGCCUGUGUUUAUUCGUCAUCGUACUCAAGAUGAAAUCGCCGAAGCCAAUCAAGUCAAUGUUCAAGAAUUACGUGAUCCACAACAAGAUGCUGAACGAGUCAAGAAACCUGAAUGGUUGGUCAUGCUUGGUGUCUGUACUCACUUGGGUUGUGUUCCUAUUGGUGAAGCUGGUGAUUUUGGAGGUUGGUAUUGUCCUUGUCACGGUUCUCACUAUGAUAUUUCUGGUCGUAUCCGUAAAGGUCCUGCUCCUCUUAAUCUUGAAAUCCCUGAAUAUUCCUUCAGUGAUGACAAGCUCAUCAUUGGUUAGAUCCUGUUUGGUUGAAACUUUUUGGACAAACUUGUGCUCUUUCCCCCUAUUCUAUUAGUUAUAUGCACCCUUUCCAUUUUGUUUUUAUUAGUAUUAUCAUCAUUCUCAAUAUAUUAGAUAAAAAUGACAUAGACUUGUUUCUUUUCUUUUGUA
Messenger RNA from Halteromyces radiatus, 892 nucleotides. Its product is annotated as Rieske Fe-S protein. Gene Ontology annotation, molecular function: 2 iron, 2 sulfur cluster binding; quinol-cytochrome-c reductase activity. The coding region runs from base 59 to 739 and encodes 226 amino acids. The record is from RefSeq and is a predicted model, not a curated record. Lineage: Eukaryota; Fungi; Mucoromycota; Mucoromycetes; Mucorales; Cunninghamellaceae. The transcript is spliced from 3 exons. Gene Ontology annotation, cellular component: membrane. Gene Ontology annotation, biological process: mitochondrial electron transport, ubiquinol to cytochrome c.